GGUUAUAGUGGGUGCUGUCGCGUAUACUCGAUUAAUUUUAUACGACUAGUCUCGUAUCGGCUGCUUGUGCGAACGGUCCGCUUCUCAUAACCGAGAGAAAAAAUGUAUUCCGUUGGAGGAAGCAACGGCGGCAACAGCGGCAGCAGCGGCAGCAGACGUAUGAAUUAUUACGUGCCGAUUCCCGAUGUUGAAACUCCAACGUGUGAAAACAACAUUUCGUUGGAUCGUCGCGCGGUUCGUAUACUCAGCAGACGAUACGCGCUGACAGCUACGGAAUACAAAUUCCUCGAAAUUGGUAUCAACGUGGGUCCACCGAGCUACGUGGAGAUCGCCAUUGGAGAUCCUCGCCGAGGAAAGGAACUGCUGUUGUCUCUCGAAACGUGGAAGGCGCUAUACGAGCAACGGCAAAAUAUUCAGAAUUUCUUUCGCAAUGACUUCAAAGAUAUCCAUAGUUUUAUAAACGUUGGACCGCUAACGGUGAGAGUUUGUACGGUUAAUAACUCAUACGUCUCGAAUCUGCAAACGUAUGCUUGA
Molecule: messenger RNA, 534 nt
Organism: Temnothorax curvispinosus
Lineage: Eukaryota; Metazoa; Arthropoda; Insecta; Hymenoptera; Formicidae
Exons: 2
Coding region: 103-534 (143 amino acids)
Source: RefSeq, a predicted model, not a curated record